Lepus europaeus (European hare) is the source of this 2618-nucleotide messenger RNA. RefSeq names its product Yip1 domain family member 3 (gene YIPF3). Gene Ontology annotation, cellular component: Golgi apparatus. Bases 139 to 1167 code for a protein of 342 amino acids. The transcript is spliced from 9 exons. The record is from RefSeq and is a predicted model, not a curated record. NCBI's taxonomy places the organism in Eukaryota, Metazoa, Chordata, Mammalia, Lagomorpha, Leporidae.
GGUUUCUCUUUUUUGCGUUCCGGCUGGUGGCGCCUGUCCUCGGCCCUGGACGUCUCCCUGCCUCAGGCCCACGUCUGCCCCCUCUUCCUCCGCGCGCGGGGCUAGCGCUGGCUUCAGGGACGGGAGCCCUCCAGGGACAUGGCAGCCACGGCGGCGCCGGCCGGCGGCGCUCGAAACGGGGCCGGCCCGGAAUGGGGCGGGUUCGAAGAAAACAUCCAGGGUGGGGGCUCGGCCGUGAUUGAUAUGGAGAACAUGGAUGACACCUCGGGCUCCAGCUUCGAGGACAUGGGUGAGCUGCACCAGCGCCUGCGCGAGGAAGAAGUGGACGCCGACGCGGCCGCUGCGGAAGAGGAGGAUGGGGAGUUCCUGGGCAUGAAGGGCUUUAAGGGGCAGCUGAGCCGGCAGGUGGCUGACCAGAUGUGGCAGGCCGGGAAGAGGCAAGCUUCCAGAGCCUUCAGUUUGUAUGCCAACAUCGACAUCCUGAGACCCUACUUCGAUGUGGAGCCUGCCCAGGUGCGCAGCAGGCUCCUGGAGUCCAUGAUCCCUAUCAAGAUGGUCAACUUCCCCCAGAAAAUCGCAGGUGAGCUCUAUGGCCCUCUCAUGCUGGUCUUCACACUGGUUGCCAUCCUCCUGCAUGGAAUGAAGACAUCCGACACCAUUAUCCGGGAGGGCACCCUGAUGGGCACUGCCAUUGGCACCUGCUUCGGCUACUGGCUAGGCGUCUCGUCUUUCAUUUAUUUCCUCGCCUACCUGUGCAACGCCCAGAUCACCAUGCUGCAGAUGCUGGCCCUGCUGGGCUAUGGCCUCUUCGGGCACUGCAUUGUCCUGUUCAUCACCUACAACAUCCACCUGCACGCCCUCUUCUACCUCUUCUGGCUGCUGGUGGGCGGGCUGUCCACCCUGCGCAUGGUGGCGGUGCUGGUGUCACGAACCGUCGGUCCCACCCAGCGGCUGCUGCUCUGCGGCACCCUGGCCGCCCUGCACAUGCUCUUCCUGCUCUAUCUGCAUUUUGCCUACCACAAGGUGGUGGAAGGGAUCCUGGACACGCUGGAGGGCCCCAACGUCCCGCCCAUGCAGAGAGUCCCCAGGGACGUCCCCGCCGCGCUGCCUGCCGCCGUGCUCAACGCCACAGUCAAGGCUGUGGCCGUGACUCUGCAGUCCCAGUGAGCCCAGCUGGACUCCGUGGCUGGCAGGCUCCUCCAGCUGUGGAGUGGAGGACUGAACGACAGCCCUGGUGACGUCUCUCUGAUGGGGCCGGCACCGCCACCACACUGUAGCUGCUUCAGCACCUCCGUGACGCCUGGCAGGGCUUCCGAAGGCCACAAGACCAGGAACUUCCGGCCAGGACUGCAAGGUUCUGCAGCCGGUGCAGAAAGUGGCCCAGCUCCUCUGAGGCCCUCUCACCACCCACCCCUUCCUCCUCUCUCUCCCAGUGUCGUGCUAAAUAUAGACUCGGUGAUUAAAACACUGCGUGAGGUCUGGAACUGCAGCCCCAUUCCAGGGGCCCACCCUCAGACCGCUUCCUGUGUACCUGGCACUUCUUCCGUGGCCAGUGGUCGUGUCACGUGUUCCUUCCUUAUACUCUGAUUUAGGCGGGCUGACGGUGGGACAGGCCAGACUCCAUGGAAUGCAGAGACAGGACAUGGAACGUGGCCUGGAGGGCAGGGGCUACCAGGUCUGUGUCACAGGAGGGGAGUCUCACAUCCAGGAACUGCCACGCUAACGCCGCAGCGCACCCUGCUUCCGUCAGCUCAACACUCCUGAGAAGCCAAUGGCACAGUGACCGCUGGACAAAACCUUCCAGACUAGAUCUACGUGAUUAGGAGCUUCUCCACCUGGGCCAUUGCGGGGCUGCUUUUCCUCCAGAGUUCACAGUUGAAGCCAAACAGCUUUGCCUCGGUUGUACUGGGCCCAGCUCCCUGCAGUAGCUGUCUUGUCCUUUUUCGAGAUUGCUGUUUAUUUACAAAAAUGGCCACCACGCUUUUAAUCUCCGCUUAUUAAUUCAGGUGAUUAAUGGAAUGAGGAAGGCUCGAGAGGCUGCAUCCUGUGGCAGAGUGCCACGGUUCAGGUGCAGGCUGCUCCGCUUCUGGGCCCAUGCACUGCUAAUGCGCCUGGGAAGCAGCAGAUGACGGCUCAAGUACCGCAGUUCCUGCCACCCUCGCGGGGCAACCCGAUGGAGUUCCGGCUCAUGGCUGCAGCCUGGCCCGGCCCGUCUGCCAAGGCCAUUUGGGGAGUGAACUGGUGGAUGGGAGAUCUCUGUCACUGCCUUUCAAAUCUUUUUAUAAAGAAAAAAAUGGCUGGCCGGUGCCGUGGCUCACUUGGUUAAUCCUCCACCUGCGGCGUCGGCAUCCCAUAUGGGCACCAGGUUCUAGUCCCAGAUGCUCCUCUUCCAGUCCAGCUCUCUGCUGUGGCCCGGGAAGGCAGUGGAGGAUGGCCCAAGUGCUUGGGCCCUGCACCCGCAUGGGAGACCAGGAUAAGCACCUGGCUCCUGGCUUCAGAUCAGCUCAGCGCUGGCCGUAGCAGCCAUUUGGGGAGUGAACCAACAGAAGGAAGACCUCUCUCUCACUGUCUAACUCUGCCUGUCAAAAAUAAAAAGAAAAAUGGAAUAGGGCCUUUGA